AUGCCCCAGCCCGACUGCCCUCUUCUCUCUCUGCCCUCCGAAGUCCGUCAGAUGAUCUGGCAAUACGUGUUCGAGUAUGAUGAUCAGGAUACCAAUCGUCUCUCCUCGGAGCAGCUCGCCCUCCUUGCAACUUGCCGGCUCAUCAACUUCGAGGCGAUCCACCUAGCUCUGCAGAACACGAACUUCCAGCUCACAUGUCCGGCAUCGAAGUCGUUGAGUUAUCGCAAUGGACUCAGGCACCUUGGCCCUCUCCAGCUCCAUCUCCGGUACAUCACCAUCACCAUGCCCAUCGAGAAGAUCAAUUGCGGUCCCAACAACCCAUUCCUCUUGACGCAGCUGCCCCUCACAAAGUUGACCAUCAUCCUCACGGACAAUGUGUCUUAUUCACAGCGCCAAGGGCCCCACGCGGCGUCUUUCGAUCUGCGGUACCAACUCGUCUCGGCGCUGCUCUACCGUUCGCCUCCCAGCACGACCCAGACCGUCGAGGGAGGAAUCUCAACCGUCACCCUCCAAGGUGAUACCACAGAGAUCUAUCUCUCCCGCCUGCAAAGUCUCGCCCGCACCGUUAGCGUCAAGACCUGGAACUUCGCCCCAACGAAGGACAUGCUCUACGACGUAAUGGCGCACUGCCGCGCGCACGACGUGGAAGUCCGCUAUCAGAACACGCACAUAUCGGACUCAAGCACGACCUAUUGGUUGUGGAGGGCCUUGACGCACUUCCAGCUAGUCGAUAGCCGUAUUAAGAUUCUGAGGUUCAGGGGUGUGGCGGGCCUACUGGGUGGUGCCGAUGGCGCGAUGGCGGUGCGUGAGACUGAGGCCAGCAGGCAGAAGGAACGUCUCUUUGGGUGGGUGUUCUAUAACCGCGGGAACUGUGAAGUGAUGCGGAUUGCUGAGGCGAAGGAAUUGGGUUACCGGGCGAGCGAUGAGGCAUAA
Westerdykella ornata is the source of this 933-nucleotide messenger RNA. RefSeq lists its product as uncharacterized. NCBI's taxonomy places the organism in Eukaryota, Fungi, Ascomycota, Dothideomycetes, Pleosporales, Sporormiaceae. The transcript has a single exon. The record is from RefSeq and is a predicted model, not a curated record. Bases 1 to 933 code for a protein of 310 amino acids.